GUGCAAAAAUAUGCGAAAAUAAAAACAUACAACAGCGGGUAUUCGCUAGUGGUCACCCACCUAACUACUAAUCCGCCGGUACGUUGCUUAAAUAGGGCUGAGCGAACGGGAAGCCUUGUUGUCUCCUGGCCGCUCACCACAAAAGCCCUUAAUUUUACCGUUUCCGGUGUCGCCGCUGCUGAAAACAGAGCCCUAAGGACACAGAAUUUGCAUCUUAUUUGCACGCGCUGGUGGCGCGGAACCUGUCAGACCCGGCGGCGGCAUCUACCGGUCUGGCUAUUUAUAGCGAUCACUGAUCCCGAUCUCCGACCAUCACAUGCUACCUGGUCUUCCUGCAGCAAUUGGGAGAGGAAGGUUGGGGGCCGAACAAUACCUAUAUCUAGAGCACUGCCCUCUGUCAACCCAUCAAUCAUACCAGUCUGUUAUACCAACUGUUGAAGACAACUAAUAGAGCGGAACAUCACGAUACGCCCAGCUCUUAUUAUGCAAGUGCAUAUGCCCUCUAGCAGAAACAAUUUGAAAUGGAAACACAGGGGCAGGCAGAUCCCCGUUCCUCAUCUUCCCCAGGAGGUGUGGGACAACAUCACUACAUGGCUUCUUCCGUCGUCAGCCUUGAUAGCAGCUAAGAUUUUCAACUUCGAAUCCAAUGCUUACGACCAGGUAUGGACUGCUGUCUUCAAAAAUGAACGCUGGUUAGAGAGCCACUGUGCGCAAGACGCAAAGAUGGUAUUGAUUGGCACUGAUCUGGACAUCUUGAGCGGGCCUACGACAGAUAAAGCACAGCCUCGCCUUGUGCUCGCCACUUUUGAUGGCUGUGGUGAGCUCCAGUACAAAGACGAUCUCCUUUCCGCAAGCCUACGUGGAGGCAUCCCUAGCUCAGAAGGAUAUCAGCUUGAGCAGCUCACGCUUGCCGUAAGCAGGCUAGAUGUGCCUGAGGUUCUGGGGCAGGACUUUUGUUACUUAUUCUCUAGCAGGGAAGAAGACAUACAAACCAGGUAUUGUUACUGGAAAGACCCAGAGAAAAGGAUUAGAACUCUAUGUUCGCAGGACAUCCGUGGGAUCGACGGUCCAAUUACGCAGCUUCAAAACCUUCGACCCGUAUUUCUUCUAAACCUGGAUCCUCCUACAAAAAUCAUGUCAGAUAGUUCUGAACCUUCUAGCAGCGACCCUGUGCAAUUUAUAUUCAGAUGUUUUGGGGGCUCAAGCUUCUGGGCCGGGGACCCGCCACUUGUUGAUGUUAUACGUAGUGAGGGAUGGGAGCUAAGCCAGAGGGAAUGUACAUUCCAAGGCUUUACUUUUAGGGUUGGAAAGUAUAGGGAGUACGACCGCCAAUAUACAGACUGGACUAGCGUCGCGGAAAUGGAGUCUGGACAGAAGUGUACUGCGAUCACAACUUGGUAGAUAACAUCGAUUACAUAGCAUUGAUUGUCCUCUGUUUAUCAAGGAUGCAGCUAGAAUGUAGAGCAAAUGCUCAUGUAUUGUAAUUACAGCAAGACAACAAGAUUAUUGCUAUAGUGGUUUUGCUGAAGUCG
Didymella exigua CBS 183.55 is the source of this 1532-nucleotide messenger RNA. RefSeq lists its product as uncharacterized. The record is from RefSeq and is a predicted model, not a curated record. The transcript has 2 exons. Lineage: Eukaryota; Fungi; Ascomycota; Dothideomycetes; Pleosporales; Didymellaceae. The coding region runs from base 484 to 1401 and encodes 305 amino acids.